Molecule: messenger RNA, 1638 nt
Organism: Cutaneotrichosporon cavernicola
Lineage: Eukaryota; Fungi; Basidiomycota; Tremellomycetes; Trichosporonales; Trichosporonaceae
Gene: PUT2
Exons: 3
Coding region: 1-1638 (545 amino acids)
Cellular component (GO): mitochondrial matrix
Molecular function (GO): L-glutamate gamma-semialdehyde dehydrogenase (NAD+) activity
Source: RefSeq, a predicted model, not a curated record
AUGGCUCAGCUCGCUUCGUUCAAGGUUCCCGUUAUCAACAACGAGCCUAUGCGCUCGUACGCCCCCGGCUCGGCCGACCGCAAGGGUCUCGAGGCUGCGCUCCAGCGCGUUGCUGCCGCGGCACCUUACGACGUCCCUGCCAUUGUCAACGGCAAGGAGAUCCGCUCGGGUGACAAGCAGGGCCAGCCCAUGCCCCACGACCACGCCAAGAACCUCUCCGUCUACCACGCCGCCACCGCCGAGACGGUUACCAAGGCCAUUGACGGCGCUCUUGCCGUCAAGCCAGAGUGGGAGGACAUGCCGUGGGCCGACCGCGCUGCCAUCUUCCUCAAGGCCGCCGACCUCAUCGCCGGCAAGUACCGCUUCGACAUCAUGGCCGCGACCAUGCUCGGUCAGGGCAAGAACGCCUGGCAGGCCGAGAUCGACUCGGCUGCUGAGCUCGUCGACUUCCUCCGCUUCUCGGUCAAGUUUGUUGAGGAGCUUUACACCCAGCAGCCCUCGCGCAACUCGGACGGUGUCUGGAACCGCACCGAGUUCCGUCCCCUUGAGGGCUUUGUCCUCGCCGUGACUCCCUUCAACUUUACUGCUAUUGGCGGUAACCUCGUCGUUGCCCCCGCCAUUGUCGGUAACGUUGUUGUCUGGAAGCCCGCCCCGGCCGCCAACUACUCGAGCUACCUCCUUUACAAGAUCCUCGUCGAGGCUGGUCUCCCCGACGGUGUGAUCCAGUUCGUUCCCGGCUCGCCUCCCGACAUUGUCAAGCAGUGCAUCGACCACAAGGAGUUUGCUGGUCUCCACUUCACUGGCUCGACCCACGUCUUCCGCAAGCUCUGGAAGGACAUUGCCAACAACAUUGACCUCUACCGCAGCUACCCCCGCAUCGUCGGUGAGACUGGCGGUAAGAACUUCCACGUCUACCACCCCUCGUCCGACAUCAAGCCCGGUGUCAUCCAGGCCAUCCGUGCUGCGUUCGAGUACUCUGGCCAGAAGUGCUCGGCUCUCUCGCGCUGCUACGUUCCCCGCUCGCUUUGGGAGGGUGGCUUCCAGGAGGAGCUCAUCAAGCAGGCUGGCUCGAUCACCAUCGGCCCCUGCACCGAGUUCCAGCACUUUACUGGCCCCGUCAUCGGCCGCCCAGCGUUCGACCGCAUCACCGGCAUCAUUGAGAAGGCCAAGCAGGAGGGCGCCGAGGUCAUUGUCGGUGGUACUGCCGACGACUCGAAGGGCUUCUUCGUCCAGCCCACGGUCAUUGUCACCAAGGACCCCAAGAGCAUCACCAUGACCCAGGAGAUCUUCGGCCCCGUCAUGACCGUCUACGUCUUCGAGGACUCUGAGUGGGACCAGACCCUCGAGCUCAUCGACACCACCACCGAGUACGGCCUCACUGGCGCCCUCUUCGGCCGUGACCGCCUCGCCGUCACCAAGGCUGCUGGCAAGCUCCGCAACGCCGCCGGCAACUUCUACAUCAACAACAAGUCGACUGGUGCCGUCGUUGGACAGCAGCCAUUCGGAGGAGCUCGUGCUUCGGGCACCAACGACAAGUCGGGCUCGAUUUCCAUCUUCUACCGGUUUGUUUCGGCCCGUUCGAUCAUGGAGAGCUUUGUCGACCCCACCGAGUUCUCGUACCCCUCCAACCUUGUUUAA